AUGGCGUCCAACCCACAGACGUUUCAAUCGUUCGGCCGUCCACUGGCGAACUCUUCCAACUUUUUUUCACAGAGGGACAACGAACAUCAACUCUACGGUCUAUUCUCUGAUCUGAACCUCAACGGAGAAUAUCGCAAACAACCAGUUUCUACACUGACCCCAUUUGCUGCUGUUUCUUCUGAAGACAUUGAACUAAACGACGUACGAUCGACGGAGAAAAAGCUCACAACAAAGCAACUACGUAAGCAACGCGAGGCGGAACAGGCUGCGAAAACUCCGAAAAAACCUAAAACCUUAGCAUCUAAAGCCAAGAAGCAAAACAGAAUCAAAAUCAGAUUUGAGAGACGAAAGAGCCAAAAGGAUAGACUGGGCGCAAUCAACCGCGACCCGAAAUUGGUAGAGAAAAGGAUACAAGCCUUGAAGGAGCUCCAUGCAUGUGCUCAAGAUUUACACAACGCCACUGAAAAUAAGGUCGCCCUUAAGCAGGCACUGCAAAAUCUCACCGAAGCAUUAGCAUCGCAUACGGAGAAAACAUCCGCGGAGUUAUACGCGGAGCUCUGCCAGACCAAUAAUCAGAAGAGUGCUGAAGUAUUAAUCGGAGGAAAUAUUAACGAUACACAAAGUUCCGAGGAAUCUUUUAAGAACUUUGUCGAUAAUUUGGAGAGGCCAGUUCUACCAUCAGAGCCCGUUCCCACUUCCCGGGGGAAGAAAACUGCCAGGGUAAAAGAGUUGCCUGUGAACAUCGCCCAGCCAACAUUUAAGCUACUCGCCCCAUCGAGGGAGCAGAAGAUCAGAAACGCCCAUAACUGGAAAAGAGCUAAGCCACUUAUUAUCGACCUCACAAAAGCGAUCGAAAGAAGUGAUAUUAGCAUCGCCAAGUCAUACGCUGCAGCACGCGUUCCAAUUAAGAAGCUGGCUGACGGCUUAGAAAGAGAUUUUGCCGACGUUAUAUCAGAAGUUAUUCCGUCAUUUACCAGAGACAGAAUUGCGUAUUUUGAACGACCCUUCAUUACCCUGAAAGGAGACCCACCAAAUAUCACCCUCUAA
Messenger RNA from Pseudogymnoascus destructans, 1047 nucleotides. RefSeq lists its product as uncharacterized. The transcript has a single exon. The record is from RefSeq and is a predicted model, not a curated record. Bases 1 to 1047 code for a protein of 348 amino acids. Lineage: Eukaryota; Fungi; Ascomycota; Leotiomycetes; Thelebolales; Thelebolaceae.